Dermacentor silvarum is the source of this 1067-nucleotide messenger RNA. RefSeq lists its product as uncharacterized. NCBI's taxonomy places the organism in Eukaryota, Metazoa, Arthropoda, Arachnida, Ixodida, Ixodidae. Bases 417 to 1028 code for a protein of 203 amino acids. The record is from RefSeq and is a predicted model, not a curated record. The transcript is spliced from 8 exons.
CCUUGCGGUUGCUCUGCAAGUCGAUGUUGGCUUUAUCGCGAGCUGCUCGUUAACGGAAGUCGUUGAGUACGUGUAUGAUUGGCUGCUUAUAGCAGCAUCGUGUAUUUGGUGUCUUGUGACUUGCUAUUGCUGCUUCUGGGAGAAAUUUGGAGCGCUCAACGAACGAGACCGCACCGCGCUCGUCCACGCUGAAACAAGUUGGAACUUUAUCCAGGGUUACCACUCAUGCUGACUUAGUGGCCACAACAGAAAUUCGUUUUUGGUUCGGAACCAGUCGAGCAUAACCGUGUGUGGCUCCCGGCUAACAGAAACUCAAGGUGAUGACUUCACAAUCCAGCUGCCACCAUGUGAUAGCUGCAGCCAAAGAUGUGUAAGAAAAUAGGUCAAGUCCACUCAAGUGCCCCGUAAUAUGCAGAAUGGCAUACAAGUGCAGCAUAUUGCAAGCAGUUGCCAAAGCUUUGCCUCAGUUCUUGAAGCAUGCAUCUGCUUAUAGUCAGAUGAAGAGGCCAAAGGUGAAGAAAUGUCUCAAAGAAAUUGAACAAGCCAAGAACUGUCUCAAGAGUGUGACACCAGAACAUGAAGGUGCACCUGUUCUCCUCCUUGCCCUGUUUGACGAGGAUGAAGAGCUCAUCUACAAGACUGUUGAGGAGACCGCCCAUGAUGAUGACUUGGGAGACAUGCCAGUGACGCCCAUAAUAUUUGAGUGUCUCCUCGUUGUUGUCAAACCACACCAACGCGGACCAGGUCUCUUUGAGGCAGAAAUGUUUACUGUCUGUGUGGAUGGUGUUGUGAUAUUGACUACUCAGCGGGCUGCAGCUUUCAAAGUCAUGUUCCUCUUAUACUUCGUUCUUAACAUAGAGUAUCCACCUGAAGUGGCUUUGACACUGGAGUUUGUGCAGAGGGCAAUCGCGGGCAUCAACCCGGAAAGAAGCACAAAGGCACGACGAACGUCGAAGAAGCAGUAUUGUUUGUCGCCAAAAGUCGCUGCCUUGGCAAAUGCCCUGGAUCAAUACAAGUUCGAAGCUUGAGUUUGACCUUUAAUAAACAGUAAAAUUUGGAAGUUCAAA